Messenger RNA from Epithele typhae, 4446 nucleotides. RefSeq names its product pleiotropic drug resistance ABC transporter. The record is from RefSeq and is a predicted model, not a curated record. The transcript is spliced from 14 exons. Gene Ontology annotation, biological process: transmembrane transport. The coding region runs from base 1 to 4446 and encodes 1481 amino acids. Gene Ontology annotation, molecular function: ATP binding; ABC-type transporter activity; ATP hydrolysis activity. NCBI's taxonomy places the organism in Eukaryota, Fungi, Basidiomycota, Agaricomycetes, Polyporales, Epitheliaceae. Gene Ontology annotation, cellular component: membrane.
AUGUCCAACCCUUCGGUGCACUCCACUGAAGGCCAGGAGGCUCUUCACGAACUCCCCUCUCCCAUCGAAUUCUCCUCUUCGCAUGCCCGUCGCAACCGCUCCUCAAACGACCCGUCCUCCCCCGUCAAGUACAAACACGGUUCUCCGCUUUCCCAACGGCAAUCCACCACUUCCCAUGUCGAUAUCGGUCACUUUGAUCUCGAAGGCGUCGAGCGGCUCCACAGGACCUACACCCGCGAAGCGGACGGGGGACAAGCAGUCACUCAAUCAAUUGCGUCUGCUGAGACUCUGUACGGAGACAUCAACGGAUCAUUCGACUUUGAGAAGACGAUGCGUAACGUGGUCAGAGAGAUGGACAGACAGGAACUCAAGCGCAGAGAGCUUGGAGUCCUGUUCAAGGAUCUCCGCGUGGUCGGCGUCGGAUCUUCUGCCUCGUUCCAGCCUACCCUGGGCUCUGUCCUCAACCCUCUCAACACUAUCGCUGAGCUCCGGCAGUCGUUGCAUCCUGCGACUCGCGACAUCCUCUCUGGAUUUGAGGGACUAGUCCAGCCAGGAGAGAUGCUGCUCGUCCUCGGACGCCCGGGGUCUGGCUGCUCCACUCUCCUGAAGGUCCUGGCCAACCAGCGUCAGGAGUACCACAAGGUCGAGGGCGAGGUUUUAUACGACUCCCUGACCCCCCGAGAGAUAGAGGCACACUAUCGCGGCGAUGUCCAGUACUGCCCUGAAGAUGACAUUCACUUCCCGACUCUCACCGUCGACCAGACAAUUCGCUUCGCCGCCGAGACGCGUACACCUAGACAACGUCUCGGUGGGGCGUCGCGCGAAGACCACAUUUCUCGCGUAACAGAUAUCGUGGAGACCGUAUUCGGUCUGCGUCAUAUCAAGGACACACUGGUGGGAAACGCGUCCAUCCGCGGGGUCUCCGGCGGCGAGCGCAAGCGCGUCUCCAUCAGCGAAGCAAUUGUUGCUCGUAGCCUGUUGAUCUCAUGGGACAACUCCACACGUGGCCUUGAUGCAUCAACGGCUCUUGAGUUUGUUCAGGCUCUGCGCAUUGCCACCGACAUCGCCCGGCAGUCGACAAUCGUUGCAAUCUAUCAGGCCGGCGAGCAACUCUACGAGAGCUUCGACAAGGUGUGCGUUGUCUACGAGGGCAGACAAGUGUACUUUGGUCCUGCCAAUCGCGCGAGGCAGUACUUCAUCGACAUGGGCUUCGAGCCGGCCAACCGUCAGACGACGGCCGACUACCUUGUCGCAGUGACCGACCCCAACGGCCGCACCGUCCGUGCCGGGUUCGAGAACCGGGUCCCCCGCACCGCAUCCGAGUUCGCCGCGCACUGGGCGAGGUCCGAGCUCGCACAGCUGAAUCGUGAAGAAAUGGAAUCCUACCGCGAGCAGUUCGUCGGCAAACCAGACCGUGUCAUGAACUACAAGCAGUCCUCCAAGGCCGAGCACGCGAAACGAGCGAACCCCAAGAGCCCCUACAUCGUCACCAUCGGGAUGCAAGCCAGCGCGCUCAUGCGCCGUCGCGUGCAGAUUAUCCGCGGAAACAUGACCGCCCAAGUCAUCCAGGUGUUCUCAUUCGUCAUCCAGGCGAUCAUCAUGGGAACGGUCUUCCUCCGGCUCGAGAACACGACCGCGGCGUUCUUCUCCAAGGGCGGUGUCCUCUUCUUUGCGAUGAUGUUCACGGCGCUUUCGGCCAUGGCGGAGAUUCCGGCACUGUUCUCGCAGCGGCCGAUCGUGCAGCGGCAAUCGCGCGUGGCAAUGUAUCAUCCCUUCGUCGAGGCGUUGGCUCUUACUCUCGUGGAUAUCCCCAUCACCCUGGUCACUCAGAUCAUCUUCAGUGUCGUGCUUUAUUUCCUCGUCGGCCUCGCAGCGACGGCCAGCCAGUUCUUUACCUUCUUCUUGCUUUCAAUGGCUUGCACCCUCGCCAUGAAGUCCUGGUUCCGUGUGCUAGCUGCAGCGUUCAAGAGCCCUGCGCCAGCCACAGCCGUGGCUGGUCUCAGCGCGCUGCUUCUCACUCUGUACACUGGCUACUCUCUGCCUCAACCUUACAUGCACGGCGCGCUGAAGUGGAUCACCUGGGUCAAUCCCCUCCGGUACGGCUUUGAGGCGCUGAUGGUGAACGAACUCCAUCACACCAAUGCCGAGUGCGCCUCCUUGAUCCCCCAAGGCCCCGCCUACGCCAAUAUCUCGCUCGAGAACCAGGUGUGCACGACCGUAGGCUCUGUCUCGGGACAGUCCACCGUCUCUGGUCUGGCCUAUGCUCAGCUCGCAUACGACUACUCGUACAGCAAUUUGUGGAUGAACAGUGGUAUCCUGAUCGUGUUCGGUGUCGGUUUCGUGGCUGUCCUUCUCCUCUUCUCCGAGUUCAAUCAAGGCCUCGCCGGUGACUCGACCGUCAUGCUCUUCAAGCGCGGCUCGAAAACCGACGUCGUCGUGGACAAGGGCGCUCCAGACGAAGAAAAGGGCAACAGCGCCUCGUCUUCCAUUCAGCGCGAGUCUGGCCGCCAGACGGAGAAGAUGGACGACGAUGCAUUCAAGACGCAUGAGACCUUCUCCUUCCAGCACCUCGACUACGUGGUUCCUGUUGCGGGCGGCACCCGUCAGCUCUUGGACGACGUUUCCGGCUACGUUCGCCCAGGCAAGCUCACGGCCCUCAUGGGCGAGUCCGGCGCUGGAAAAACGACACUUCUCAACGUUCUGGCUGAGCGCACGACCGGCGGCGUUGUCACUGGCGACCGGUUCAUGAACGGCUACCCACUUCCCUCGGACUUCCAGGCUCACACAGGCUACGUUCAGCAGAUGGACACUCAUCUGCCGGCGUCGACUAUCCGUGAGGCUCUGCUGUUCUCCGCGUGCCUCCGCCAGCCACAGUCGGUCCCUCUGAAGGAGAAGCAGGAUUAUGCGGAGAAAGUACUGCGUCUCUGUGGCCUCGAAGCCUACGGCGACGCAGUCAUCGGUUCCCUCGGCGUUGAGCACCGCAAGCGCACCACGAUCGCCGUCGAGCUCGUCGCCAAGCCGUCGCUCAUCUUCCUCGAUGAACCUACUUCCGGGCUCGACUCCCAGUCUGCGUGGGCGAUCACGAACUUCCUCCGCGACCUUGCCGACGCCGGCCAGGCUAUCGUCUGCACUAUCCACCAGCCGUCCGCAGAGCUCUUCCAGGUGUUCGACCGACUGCUGCUCCUCAAGAAGGGCGGCCAGACGGUUUACUUUGGGGAUAUCGGCGAGCGCUCGAGCACGCUCAUCAACUACUUCGAACGCAACGGCGCGAGGAAGUGCGGUGACGAUGAGAACCCGGCUGAAUACAUUCUCGACGCGAUUGGGGCGGGCGCCACGGCUAAUUCGACUAUCGAAUGGCACCCCGCUUGGAAGCGGUCGCAGGAGGCGAUCGAGGUGCAGCGCGAGCUUGAAAUCGUUCAUGCCGAAGGCCGCGCCAAGCCUGCCGUCGUCGCUCGUUCGCAAAGCGACUACUCCACUUCUUGGCUCUACCAAACCGGUCUUCUGUUGCGGCGCGAUGCAGCGGCUCAUUGGCGUGACCCGACGUACAUGCUGUCCAAGCUCAUGCUCAACAUCGCCGGGGCCCUGUUCAUCGGCUUCUCGUUCUACAACGCCGACUCGUCCAUCCAAGGGACCCAGAACCACCUCUUCGCGAUCUUCAUGUCCAUGAUCAUCUCAGUUGCUCUGGCCAACCAGAUACAGGUCGUCUUCAUCAGCAUGCGCAACAUCUUCGAGGUCCGUGAGCGCCACAGCAAGAUGUACAGCUGGUCCGCCCUCGUCACCUCCCAGAUCCUCAUCGAGCUCCCGUGGAACAUCCUCGGCUCCUCGCUCUACUUCGUCUGCUGGUACUGGACCGUCGGCUUCGCCAACGACCGCGCCGGCUUCACGUACCUCAUCAUGGGCGUCCUCCUCCCCUUCUACUACACCACCAUCGCCCAGGCCGUCGCAGCGAUGGCGCCCGACGCGGAGAUCUCGGCGCUGCUCUUCAGCUUCCUCUUUUCCUUCGUCCUCACCUUCAACGGCGUCCUGCAGCCGUACUCGCAGCUCGGCUGGUGGCGGUGGAUGUACCGCCUCUCGCCGUACACGUACCUCACCGAAGCCCUCCUCGGCCAGGCGCUCGGCCACAACCCCAUCCGGUGCUCCGCCGUCGAGCUCGUCUCCGUCACGCCGCCCGCGGGGCAGACCUGCGCCGCCUUCAUGGGCCCCUGGCUCGAGAGCGCGGGCGGGUACCUGGCGGACACCGCGAACGGCGCGUGCGAGUACUGCGCGUACGCGACGACGGACGCGUUCCUCGGCACGGCGUUCAACAUCUUCUACGACCUCCACUGGCGCGACUUCGGCAUCUUCGCGGCGUUCGUCGUCUUCAACGUCGCUUGCAUUUACGUCUUCACCUAUUUCUUCCGCGUCCGCACCGGGAGCUUAUUGAGCUUCCUCAAGCGGCGGAAGUAA